GUGUCCCAUCAGCUCACAGUGAAGCAACGCAACAGCGUCUUGUUUACGUUCGCAGAUGCGCGCCAAAAGCUCUUCACUUCCGCGCCAUCGUCGUCGUAUCGCAGAGACGAGAGAGUGAGUUCUUUUGAAGCAGAAAACUUUCGCCACUCAGGAUUGAUUGCGUGUUGCACCCGGAAUCCCCGACUCAACCUCCAACCGCACCGUCGUCGUCGUCAUUCUGUUUUCCAAGAACACCUGAUGGUGCUAAUGGAACCCAAAAAAAACACGUCAUCGAAAGGGGUGACACACUCACCGGAUGCAUGCUCUCACGCUGCUCUCUUUCCGGAGUCAUAUGAUUCGGUCGUCGGAGGUCCUCGGGAGUUCGGGACCCGCGUUACGUCAACCUGCCCGCCAGAACAGAACGCGGUUGCGAAAUUUUCCACACGGAUCGGGUUCGGGGUUCAGCAGGUUCAGUCGCCGGAGAGUAUUCUAAAGGACUGGACACGUAUUUCCGUAGCGUUCUUGCAGUGCAGCCAGCAGCACAGUGCAGCAGUAUGUUGUAGCUAUAGGUAGCACCAGUGUGUGGUGUUAAUAGAUUAUUCCUCUGCCUGACGGUAUUGUGUGUAUGCUGGUACGUUGUGUGUGGAAGACUGCGCUGCUGCAUACAGAUGCUCCGCGGAAGGCUGCAGCAGGAAGGAGUUGUGGAGCAAAAGUAGAAAGAAGAAGGAUGAAAAAGUGCUGAACAAAAACGGAAGUGCAAUGUGCAUGAUGUGUCUGAAGGGAGGAAAAUUGCUAUCUGGAGUGCAAUAAUCAGGGAUUCCGAGGAUUUCCUCGCAGUCACCAACGCUGGAGACGAGGAUUAGUUUGUGUCGUGUGUGUGUGUGAGUGUACGGUGGGAAAACUGCUACUUGAUUUUUCCUCAACAUUUCGACCAAGGUGAAGUGGAGACGCGAGGUCGAAGGUGAAUGCCGUGGAAUGGAAUCGUGAAAAUUGUGCGUGUAUGAGAAAGGAAAACCGCGGUCGUUUUAAUAAGCCAAAAGGCACGCUGGCAAUCGGCAAAAAUCGUUAUUUCAGUCAAAGGAAUGACGGCUUCUGAACAUACCACGGCUUAUGGCGACGAUAAAAAGUGUUAAAAUAUGAAACUCUCAGCUUGCAGAUGUAAAAUAAUUCUCCACGGUCCAGAACUCAACUAAUGAAACAGAAAUUAACCCCAAUCGGGAUGUGAAGUGAAAAUGCAGCAACACGUUUAACCCAUUUUAAUGCGGGAAAAUCCAGAAUCCUCUUGUCGUCGUCGUCGGAAGCAGACGCAGUGGCAACAUCAGCGAUAGCAACAAAGUCAAAAGGAUAAUUUCAAAACCGGAACCCGUAGACCCAGACGUGCCUGCAUGGCCAGUGGAAAAGUGAACGCGAGAGCCAAAAGCUUGCGACCCAGAAGGAAAGCCCUCAACCAGUUAGUGUAGUGUGUCGUCGUGAGGGUUUGUCGUGUGUUAGUGGUUGUGUCGUGAAAAAGCGAAAAAAAAAAAACGGAACGCCAUAUGAAAAUCUCGCCGUGAUUAAGCGACCGGGAAUGGAUUAGUUUUUCACAACUUGUGAGAGGUACCUACCUAGUUCUGAAGGAGAAAAGUGGGCAAAGGACCAACCACUCCACAUCUUCCAUUCCACCAGCAAAGGCGAAACGCCUUCAUCACCGCAAACAAAUAUGGAUCCAUUGUGGUGCUCCCUGGAAAGGGAAGAAGAAACUACUAGUGAGGUCCUGCUGCUGGGUGGUAGGGGAGGAAAACUUGUUCGUUCUACUUUGUGUGACGACGGCCGCCGCGGCGUGGCAAAUCGCUAAACAAGCAUACUGUUGUGCUCGAGUACCGAGCACCGGGUUCAAAAGAAGACGGCGUGUUUGUGACAAAACCCCCGGGCCGAGUCCUGACAGUCACCACCUCGGAAAAUAAUUGAAAAACUGUGAAAAUUGUAAAAUUCUAUAAAUUAGCGUGGAAAAACAAUCACCACCAAUUGCGCUAAGUGGCAAAAAGUGCUGUUGGCAGAUGCAAUUUUUCGGUGAUUUGGCAUUCUUGGAGCAGGUUGCAGCGCGAAGCUUUUGUGCACCAGUGAAGGAGGCGGAAAAGUAGAUUGAAUUCUACCACUGCACUGCAUUUGCUGUUGAUAGGCGCGUGGGUGAGAUAGCUGCAAUGUUAUCUGAGUGGAAAUAAACUGUUAAAUUCAAGCAGACACAAAGUGCAGUGCUUUAUUGCGGAAUUUAAUGUUGACUAUUAAAUGGUUCGAAUCAUGUGUUAGGUGCUCUAAUGAUAUACAAGUUUUGCUGACUAAUAAAUCAGUGUGCUUCAAUCUCGAGUGCAGCGAAAACAAAAACAGCAAUACUUCAAUGAACUGCGCGGAAUGGGAAAAACAGUAAAAAUCGAAAGCACGUGAGGACGAUUCAAUGCGGUGCGGUUUCGUUACUUGUGGGGAUGAAUGAAACGUGGGGGUGGAAGAUCGGUGGAAUGCACCACCCAACGCAAUAGAGGAGAGUGUGGUGAAAGUGUACCGAUAGCGUGACAACGAUGAUUAAUUAUGCAUUGAAUAGCAAUCGAAUCAGUGUUAGUUGGCGGCAGCAGCGUUGGUUCUUCGUGGAUUCUAAGGAUACCAGUAGCAACGUGACGACAUGACCUAGAUAUUCGUCUGUUUGGAGAAGAAGCUAAUUGUGGAUUCGAGUGGUUCGAAGGGAGUUGUUGUCACUCGAUGUUAGUGUUUGUGUCUAUUGUAAAUAGGAUUUUAAGAAGACAGGAGCCAGAGAGAGCUCAGGUGUUGGAAGAAGUAAUUUGUUACCAUAUUCAUCAAUCGAAUAUCGAUGGGUGCGUUAGGCACCGAGUGUACAGAUCACUGUAAAUAUUAUAUUGAGCACCAGUUCUAUGACCUUUGAAGAAAUCUAUCCGAGUUAUAUUUAGUGUAAAGCAAAUUGCAAGUGUUGAUAAGCAUUCCAAAAGCAAGUCGUGUUAGCUAGUAGAUGUUCAGCAAUAUUAAUCAUAAUCUUAAUGAAGCAGUUUACUCCAACAUAAAAGUUUGUCUUGAAUUGUUAAUCAAAAAUAACUAGCGCUAGAUCAAAAGUGUUGCAUUUACGAUAUAAGCCAAAGUAGUGAAAAAAGUUUCUUCAAAUCAAGCUAAACGAAAAAGCUCAUCUAUCUCCGAGUGUGUGUGUGUGUGUGUACAACAAUAAUAACCGAAAAAGCAAAAGUUACUCCGUAGUCCAGUUUUUUCCACGUGAGUGGAUGUGUGCGACUGUGUAUAAUAAUCAUCUAUGGCAUGCAAACGAAGCAUUUUCGUGGCAACUCAAAACUACCGCAUAAUGGCAGAGGCACCAACGCCUCCAGUAGCAGUAGCAGCAGCAGUGGUUCUACUCUAGUGCUCCAACCUGUACAAACCUCCCAUAAAAGAUUGGUAUUCUCUCUACUCGCUUCCCAUAAAGCAAACCAGUUUGCCAGUCAAAGUAAUACCGAACCUGUACAGAUCCCAGAUCUGGGGCUAAUAUACCUUCUGGAAAACAAGUAAUAAUCGUAGCCAUUAAGCAAAAUAAAUAAAAAGCUUUCCCUCCUCCUUGCGCCCCUCACGAAUCUGUAACUGUAGCGUGUAUUUCUGUGAGUUGGCUGCCACCAGAGAAAAAAAGUGAAAUAGAAAAAUACCGUGAGCAACAUUCAACAAAACCACGAAAAAAGAGAAAAAAUGACCAACUUGUUCCAUUACUCAAAUAACUGAACCGAACGAAAGAGACCGCUCGUAAAGUUUUCACUGUGAAAACAUCAUAAAACACGAGUGGAAAAAAGCUAAAAUAAAGUUGAAUUUCCUCUGUUUCAACUGAUCCGCGCCUCCCUCCCGCCAUCGGAGGGAUGGUUAUCCAAGUGAAAGCACCCGUAUCCCCCGUGUCGUCUGCUCCUCGCUGCUAACAACGAGGGGGCAGGAAAAGUUAAUCCUCCAGGCAGGAACGACCACAACUGUGACGAACACAGCGCGCUCGCUCGCUCCCUCGCCGUAAAGUGAUUAAAAAGUGACGACUGCAUUUGCCGCGGGAACGAAAAGUGCAUAACGGUGGGAAAAUUUCGGUGAAAUUAGUGGAAACUGAAUCGCACGGAGCUGUGCACGGUUACGGGAACAACAGCCGCCAUCAUGUCGGAGGCCACGACGCCCAACGAAGGCGGCAGCGGGGCCAAGCAGCAGGUCGUUGCGUACACGGAAAAGUCCCAGGAUAAGCAUGAAUCGCGCCACAUCCAGCUGGUGCGGGAGUACGGCUUCCACCCGCGGUCCAAAGUGCAGGUGGAGGAUGGGGCCGUGCUGCCCCGCAAGUUCGAACCCUUUCCGGACGAUAUGUACGGGCGCCCGCUGGAGGAAAUCGACAACUUCAUCUAUGAAGAGACCUUCUGCGUGGUGUCGAAGCGAUUUCGCAAGAACUACAUCCAUCGGUUCACCGGAACGAAAAGUCUGUUCUGCUUCACCCCGUGGAGCCCCACCCGACGUGCCUGCGUGUACCUGGCGACCAACCAGUUCUUCGACUACUUUGUGAUGGCCACCAUUCUGUUCAACUGUAUCUUCCUAGCCAUGUCCGAGACGAUCGAGGAAGCAGAGUAUAUAUUUUUAGCAAUUUACACAUGCGAGAUGAUAAUCAAAAUGAUAGCUAAGGGUUUUAUACUGAACAAGUAUACGUACUUGCGGAAUCCGUGGAAUUGGCUGGACUUCGUGGUCAUCACCAGCGGGUACGCGACCAUCGCCCUGGACGUGGGCAAUCUGGCCGGGCUGCGGACGUUUCGGGUGCUGCGGGCCCUCAAGACGGUGUCGAUCAUGCCGGGUCUCAAAACCAUCAUCAAUGCGCUGCUGCACUCCUUUAAACAACUGGCAGAGGUCAUGACGCUGACGAUAUUCUGCCUGAUGGUGUUCGCCCUAUUUGCCCUGCAGGUCUACAUGGGCGAGCUACGUAACAAAUGUGUCAAAAAUCCUCCCGAAGGCUGGAACGUUACCCACGAGGAAUGGCGAAUGUGGGUAAACGAUACCGAGAACUGGCUCAUCGACGACGAGGAUAUGCCUCUGUUGUGCGGGAAUCUGACCGGAGCGCGACACUGUCCUCCCGAGUACACAUGUCUUUGCGUCGGAGAGAACCCGAACCACGGUUACACCAAUUUUGACAACUUUAUGUGGUCAAUGUUAACUACCUUCCAGCUCAUUACGCUAGAUUAUUGGGAGAAUGUGUAUAAUAUGGUCCUGGCGACGUGCGGUCCCAUGAGUGUGUCGUUUUUUACCGUAGUGGUAUUUUUUGGUUCCUUUUAUUUAAUCAACUUGAUGUUAGCCGUCGUUGCUUUGAGUUACGAGGAGGAAGCUGAAAUUACUCAAGAGGAGCGCCGAAAGGAUCUGAUCGACCAUCGGGACGACUCCACGUUCAGCUUCGAUCCAGCCAGUUUGAAUGUUAAGCAGUUAAGUAAACAACAGCGCAAGAAGUUGGACGCCCGGAAGGGCGUUCUGCUGGCGUCUUACUCGCGCAAAAAGACCCGCCGGAGAAAAAAGGGCAAGGAGGGUGCCGAUAACGGAAACAAUGUUACGAAAAGCAGAUCGGUGACGCCAAGUCCCAGUCCGAGUCCGCGGCACAGCAUCGUGCGACCGCAGGCUCUGGCAUUGCAGCGAACGAAAGGAAUGCUGACGACGACGCCUCCGGCCAUGCCGCCCACACAGCACCAACAACAGAAUCCGAACACGUUGCACCCUUUAGGUCUUCACUAUCGGGGUCAGCUGUUGCCUUCCAGCCGACAGGCGAGUUCCAAUGCCAGCGAGGGUGGCGUCAAUCGAGAGUCUUCCCUGGACGACUCCGGUGUGGUGGAUGACCACGAGGAGCAGGAUGUUGUAACGGGCACCGAACUGGUGCAUUCUUCCUUAGUAGAGCCGCGGGAGGUAACACCGGUUACAUUGGCGUUAUCACCGCGGGAGGUUAGGAUAAUAAAAUGUAACGGUAAUUUAGCGAAAGUCAAAAAGCACAGCGUUUAUGCCCUCCAUCCGGAAUACUUGUCGCAAAUUGUUGUACUAGACGAUCUUCCUGAUAGAAAUUGUGAUAGAUGUGUUCAAUGUUGCAUCAGCUACGAAAAGUGGCUGCAGUUUCAAAAUUGUUUAUACAAGAUUGUUAAGGAUCCAUUGUUCGAAUUAGGGAUCACACUAUGUAUUGUUUUAAAUACAUUGUUUUUAGCGUUAGAACAUCAUGGUAUGAAUCAGAACGUGAAGGAUGCGUUAGAAUAUGGCAAUAGGGUUUUUACAGCGGUUUUUUCAUUCGAGUGCUUAUUGAAGGUGAUGGCCCUGUCAAAGGAUUUUUUCCUGUGUGGCUGGAACAUAUUCGACCUGAUUAUCGUUUCAGCCAGCUUGCUCGAUCUGAUCUUCGAACUGAUGGAGGGCCUGACUGUGCUGCGGGGGUUGCGAUUGUUACGGGUACUGAAACUAGCACAAUCAUGGACCACGAUGAAGGUCCUGCUAAGUAUUAUCAUAUCGACAAUAGGUGCUUUAGGUAAUCUGACGUUCGUGUUGGUGAUUGUUAUCUAUAUUUUUGCUGUUAUCGGAAUGCAGUUGUUUUCCAAAGAUUACACGCCGGACAAGUUCGCACCGGACCCGGUGCCGAGAUGGAACUUUAACGACUUUUUUCACUCGUUCAUGAUGAUUUUUCGCAUCCUGUGCGGAGAGUGGAUCGAACCCCUGUGGGACUGCAUGCGGGCCGAAGAGGAAGAAGGAGCCUCGUCGUGCUUUGCCAUUUUUCUUCCGGCGCUGGUGAUGGGCAACUUUAUGGUUCUGAACUUGUUCUUGGCCUUGUUGCUCAACAGUUUCAAUUCGGAGGAGUUAAAGUCGAAGAAGGAGGAAGUCGGCGAGGACUCCAAGCUGGCCCGUAGCUUCGAUCGGAUACGAUCGAUCGUGCGGAAGCGACGAAACGCCAGCAAGGAGAAGAACGAGAACGACACCAACACGCGGUUGGAGAAGUUGGUCAACGAGAUCGUGAUCAAGCAGAGGGAGGAAAAGAAAAAGCAUACGGCCGCACUGGUGGCCUCGAAGGAUCAAACCAUUGUGCUGCCCCCGACGGAGUUCCGACCCAUCCAGGGUGGGCCAAUUUACAGCCCGAGCUAUCAGGAAUCCCUAUCGCAACGGGCUCCAUCGGACCAGCUGUGUUACGACAUUCCCCUAAAAGACCGACCCCUGCGAACCAUCUCCGGUAGCCAGGAAACGGUGUCCCAAAUGGACGAUCGCCAGCUGCCGGACGAUGACCGCCAACCACCGCAGAUGACCGAAGUGGAACGAAAGAUCCUGCAGCAAAUGUCUUCCGGUUUCGGCACCCAGCAGAGCAAGGACGAGCCCACGGUGACCGAUUCGCUCGAAAUGCGUUCCCUCAAUCCACUCAAUUCUUCCGAGAUCGACCCAAACGAACAGUCGAUCCACAUAUCGGACUCGCAACCGUACGACGAAGCGUACCUGCAGUACCAAAAGAGCCUGCUGAACCGAUCGCCAAGCUAUCGGAAAUCGCUGGACAAGACUUCGUCGCGUACUUCCAGUGCCCACUCGUUGGCCACCUCGCUGGCCAAGUGCCAUUCGCCGCUGGUGCAGGAAGUCCUGAACGCCGGUUCGACGUACCUACGCAAUAGCAAUAUCUCGCUCAUUCAAACGCCAACGCCGGUACCUAGACGUGAAGAUAAUCAUUUUUUAGUAGCCGAUAGGAAAAGUAGUUUAGACAAAUCGAUCACGGCGUCCCCGCCGCAACCGAUCAGCCAACAACGUUCGCCAAGUACCAGCAGUAGCAUGCGCAAGGCGGUGCUGGCCGCCAACCGUUUCUCUGACCAAUCGCUCAAUACGCUCUCGAUCGACCACGACGAGUUGAUCAAUCAGAUGAAUCUGAAGGACGAACUGCUCAACUGCGAGCAGAAGGAGUUGUUUCAGUUCCUCAACGACGAGGUUGACAAUAGUAACAAUUAUUUUAGUGAUACGGUAGGUUACGGUAGUGCGGUAGUGGAUGCAGACACGGAAAGUCUGCUGUUGAGUUCCAAGAAGGACGACCUUAUCUAUUCCCCGGAUCGAAAGGUCUCCAACGGUAGCCUAAAGUCUAAUUUAAGUAGUAUAUCCAAUUCGAUCUUUCAAGCGUUGGAGAACCGCCGAGGGGGUAGCAUAUCGGGUUCAGUGGAUAAACCACGGCCAACGAUCGCUGUGGACAACGGUAGUCUACGAUCGCGGAGGGACAGCGACGAUAAAGAACCGUUGGUUAAGGCUUCCGAGUUUGACGAUAUCAUUCAUAGUUUCGACACGGAGUUAAAGAGCUUAAAGUCUCUCUCGUUGGGCCGAAGCCAUUCACAGACCGACGCGCCCGUUUCACCGGAGCGUGAACGAAGGAACUCCAAUUCAUGUCCCAUAAUGCCUGGGGUCGAAGAGGUAGUUCGCCUGCGAAGGCCCAGGUCAAGUAUCGCCUGCAAUUAUAGGAGUAGUAGUGCUGAUAACAAUAAUACAAAUGGCAAUAAAAUUAGUGAUAAUGAUAAUAACAACAGUAAUACGUGUAACAAUAAUAAUCCUAGGAUUAGUACCGGAAACGAUAGUAAUAGCAGUAACACCGAUAGCAAUACCCAGCGCAGUGAGACGUCCAAACGGCGCAGUUUGGAGAAGCAGCGCAACAUCACCGACGAGGAGUUUAACAUGGGUGUAGAGAUAAAGAAACUCUGUGAUCAACUGCAGGCGCCAUUCGCCACUCCCACCGUUGUGAAGGAUCAACCUGUCAGCAGUAGUGGGAAUGGGCCCUCAACGUUAACGCCCUUUACGGGUCUCUCAGUCAGCGGUGGCAACAAUAUGAACUCAAUCCCUAUCGUGUUCCGACGAAAAAAUGACUUCCACAGUAGCUUCGAUCGAAUAAAACGACUCAGUCUGAUCGAACGAGUCGAAGAGUGCAACGAAGACGAAAAAGCGAUCGCUCAGCCACCGAAGGCAUCCAGCGAAAUACUUCCACGGAAGCAACUAUCCAAAGACUGCCUGGAGACACUGUCUCUGAAAAGUAGCUACAGCAUAGAAAACGGCGACAAACCGCUGGACGAUAGUAGUAAGAAAAUCGGAAUAAGUCUGGAGGAAUUCCAGCGCAACAUUGCCCAGGAGAGCAGUUCCGAACCGCCAGCGAUCAGGCAACCGCCGAAAAAGACGGUCACCUACAGUGAGACAUCGCGACAGAACAGUUCGCAGCAAGCGACACCCAAACGGACCCCUUUCAAGACCUACGAAUCCGACGCUCCACUGAACCUUGCUGGAAAGCCGUGGCACUGUCUGGUGUCUUACGUGGACGACAUCACCGUUGGUGGUCGUCGUAAUUCGCAAGGCGUCUACGACGAUCCCAUGGCCUUUCCCAGCUUUGGUCGUCGGAAAGCGCCGAAAAUCCCGCAGGACUGCUUCCCGCAGAAGUGCUACGAAAAGUGCAAAUGCUGGGACGCAUGUCUGAAAACGGACGCCGGCCAACGGUGGUAUCGAUUUCGCCAGAACAUUCUGCAGUACGUAGACACGCCGGCCUUCGAAUGGUUCGUGCUGGUGUUGAUCUUCGCGUCCAGCAUCACACUGUGCUUCGAGGACAUUCACCUCGACAAGAACAAACAGCUGAAGCGAAUCCUCUACUGGACCAACUUUGUUUUCUGCCUUAUUUUCGUCAUCGAGAUGUUGCUUAAGUGGAUCGCCUUGGGGUUUACCAAGUAUUUCUCCAGUUUUUGGACCAUACUGGACUUUAUCAUCGUGUUUGUGUCGGUUUUCUCAUUGCUGAUUGAGGAGAAUGAAAACUUGAAAGUACUACGCUCGCUAAGAACGUUGCGCGCUCUCCGGCCGCUGCGAGCAAUAUCACGAUGGCAGGGCAUGAGAAUAGUAGUGAAUGCAUUGAUGUAUGCGAUCCCGUCGAUCUUCAAUGUACUCCUAGUAUGUCUCGUCUUCUGGCUGAUCUUCUCGAUCAUGGGCGUACAGUUUUUUGGCGGGAAGUUCUUCAAGUGUGUUGACGAGGAUGGCGAACUGCUACCGAUCCACAUCGUCAACGACAAAUGGCAGUGCUACGCGUUGAACUACACGUGGAUCAACUCCAAGAUUACGUUCGACCACGUCGGAAUGGGCUACCUGGCGUUGUUUCAAGUGGCAACGUUCGAAGGCUGGAUGGAAGUCAUGGCCGACGCCGUAGAUGCCCGAGGAGUUGACCUACAACCGCAGAGGGAAGCCAAUCUGUACGCCUACUUCUACUUUGUGAUCUUCAUCGUGUGUGGAUCGUUCUUCACGCUCAAUCUGUUUAUCGGAGUUAUCAUCGAUAACUUCAACAUGCUUAAGAAAAAGUACGAAGGGGGAGUGCUGGAGAUGUUCCUGACGGAGUCACAGAAGCACUACUACACGGCAAUGAAGAAGCUGGGCCGAAAGAAACCACAGAAAGUGAUCAAGCGACCGAUUAACCAGAUCUUGGCAAUGUUCUACGAUCUUUCAAAUUCGAGGCGAUUUGAAAUCGCAAUCUUUGUGUUGAUAUUUCUGAACAUGCUCACGAUGGGCAUCGAACACUACAAUCAACCGCAUGCGGUUUUCUUCAUCCUAGAGGUCAGCAAUGCUUUCUUCACGACCGUUUUCGGCCUAGAGGCCAUUGUCAAGAUCAUCGGUCUACGCUACCAUUACUUCACGGUGCCAUGGAAUGUGUUCGAUUUUUUAUUAGUUCUGGCGUCCAUUUUUGGCAUACUGAUGGAAGACAUUAUGAUCGACCUGCCGAUAUCACCGACGUUGCUCCGGGUGGUACGAGUGUUCCGAAUCGGUCGGAUACUGCGGUUGAUCAAGGCUGCGAAAGGUAUACGAAAACUACUGUUUGCCUUAGUAGUAUCCCUACCUGCACUGUUUAACAUUGGGGCACUUCUGGCGCUGAUCACCUUCAUCUACGCCAUUAUUGGAAUGUCACUGUUCGGUCAUGUGCGGCAACAGGGUGCGUUGGAUGACAUGGUCAACUUUGAAACGUUUGGCAGGAGUAUGCAACUUCUGUUCAGGCUCAUGACAUCGGCCGGAUGGAACGAUGUACUGGAAUCUCUCAUGAUCCAGCCACCGGAUUGCGAACUAGCUCAGGAUACACAGGGAAACGGAGACUGCGGCCAUCCACUGUUGGCGAUCACCUACUUUACCAGCUUCAUUAUAAUCAGUUAUAUGAUUGUAAUCAACAUGUACAUAGCUAUCAUCUUGGAAAACUUCAACCAGGCUCACCAGGAGGAGGAGGUCGGCAUCGUCGAAGACGACUUGGAGAUGUUCUACAUCCGAUGGUCAAAAUACGACCCGCACGCAGGACAGUUCAUACACUUCAACCAGCUGUCGGACUUCAUCGCUUCGCUAGAUCCACCGUUGGGCAUCCCGAAGCCAAAUACGGUAGCGCUGGUGUCAUUCAACCUUCCAAUUUCCAAGGGAAACAAGAUCCACUGCUUAGACAUUCUCCAUGCACUGGUAAAACAUGUCCUAGGACAUGUAGAAGAGACUGAAAACUUCAAACAGCUGCAAGAUCAGAUGGACCAGAAGUUCAAGAAACAAUUCCCAACUCGCAAAGAGUUGGAAAUUGUUUCCUCGACUCGAAUCUGGAAACGACAGGAGAAGGCAGCCAAGACAAUCCAGGGCGCCUGGAAGGAUUAUCUAAGGCGUAAACGGGAACGAGAACGUUCUCCCAUGUCCUUGGAAGAUGAUAACACCCAAACGUCAAGUCCCGGCGGUUGGCAGAGUAAGCUAUCAGCGCUGAACUUCCUCCACCUGCAGGUGCACCGUCGCGGGACGGCGACCUCCAGUCGUGCAUCGUCUCGUAAAUCAUCUCGUGCUUCCGAUGCUUCCGAUCUAAGCGAACUUGCUGGGCCUUGGUUGAAUCUUCCGCUGAUGCUUGUCUCCGGAACCAGUGAUAUGGUCAAGGACGUCAAACAGCAACAUGCCAAUGGCUUAGAGCUGAAGGACACUCCUGAAGCGAAAGGUGGUCGCCGUAGAAGCUUCUACAACUUUCCGUUUUUUCUUCGGCAUCAGGAUGCUGUAGAAGAGUCGUCAAAUUCGCCGCAACCUCAGAAGCGACCGCUCAAAUCUAGUGAAACUAACCUAUCGUUAACUGCUUCGCUGGACAAAGCAGUUCCUCCGGUUGUGGCACCGACGACUCCUGUUAUGAAACAUAAACGCGCAACGAGCUUCGUCAAGAAGAAGCCACCGCUGGAACGGGGCUUUUCGGCACAAAGCGCGUUGCGGCUCAAUCGAAACGCUGCAGUUCUUGACGACAAUCUGUCGGCCUCCUCGGCCGACGUCAGCAUCCUCGUGACUGAACCGUCUCCGGACGUGCCUACCGGGCCCAAUAUGGCUAAAGUGCCUGGAGAGGCUACGCUAGUGCACGUCUUGGUUCACCGCGAGAGCGAAGAGUACCAAUCGGACGUGGACGACAAAGACGAGACCAAAGUGAAAGAGCCUCGUGAUCCUUCCAAAGCUAGUGAUAUUAAAAUCUCCCCUGGCACGAAUGUUGACUAUCAAAUUCUAGGUGGCAGCGCGGACGGACCUCGCCCAGUGGUGACGAUCUGCGUUGAAAGUCCUCAAGAAUCGCCGGAUUCUCCUCAGGGGUCCCAACCACCCCAGCAUCCACCACCGCCACUUCCACCGGACACCGUAAUCGACAUGGUCGAUCCGGAACCGAUCGACGUUAACCUUCCACGUGAUACCUCCAACAUAUUCUACGACUACGAAGAGCCUAAAGAGGACGCCAAACCUCCGGAGAUUCCUCCGCGAGCUCACCAACACCCACUUCAAGACCUGGAUAGAAUAGAGUACGACGCCAUCCAACAGAUGAGCAGCAGUACGAGUAGUGCAACCAGCGCGAGCAGUAGCAGCAGUGCUCACGCUGCCGACGCCAUCGAAGAUCAGUGUCAUUGUCCUCCGUCAUCCGAAGAUCCACUCCAGCGAUCCAGCUGACCAUCAACCGAAACGUCAACGGACGACGACAGAAGCGAAGACCAGAUCCGCAAGCGUAGCCAACCGGACACCACUAGUUGACAAUCUUCUUCUUCUUUUUGAGUAUUCUUAUACCUGGCAGGGCGCCUCCUGGGCGCUCGACGCCACCAGCAGUGCAGCUACUCUAGGAAACUCCGGAAACGAUCGCUAUCAACGACAUUUUAUACCUCAUUUUACGACGCUUGUAUACUUCCCGGACAGCGGAAUGGGAUGUCGGCAGAGUGCGGACAGUGGCCGCUCUUGGUUCAGUUGUUAUUUCAGAGCUGUUUGUUUUCCGUGUAGAUUACGGAUCUAGGCGAGUUGUGUAGAUAGUAUUGUAGAGGGAUUGGGGGCGAAAAUGUUGUAAAAUUGCUCUGUAUAUAAAUCCAGAUUUUAUUAUUAGGACUUGUAAAGAACUGUAGAUAUAGAUUAAGAUUAAGAAUAAUAUGUAGGUGGCUAUAAAACAAGAAGCAUACAUUCCAAUAUCAGGUCGACGCAAUGUAUUUCCGGUUUACAGUAAAGAGCUU
Aedes albopictus (Asian tiger mosquito) is the source of this 13460-nucleotide messenger RNA. RefSeq names its product sodium channel protein 60E (gene NaCP60E). The transcript has 34 exons. Gene Ontology annotation, cellular component: plasma membrane; voltage-gated sodium channel complex. Gene Ontology annotation, biological process: neuronal action potential; sodium ion transmembrane transport; membrane depolarization during action potential. The coding region runs from base 4129 to 12915 and encodes 2928 amino acids. Gene Ontology annotation, molecular function: voltage-gated sodium channel activity; protein binding. NCBI's taxonomy places the organism in Eukaryota, Metazoa, Arthropoda, Insecta, Diptera, Culicidae. The record is from RefSeq and is a predicted model, not a curated record.